Molecule: messenger RNA, 438 nt
Organism: Lodderomyces theae
Lineage: Eukaryota; Fungi; Ascomycota; Pichiomycetes; Serinales; Debaryomycetaceae
Exons: 1
Coding region: 1-438 (145 amino acids)
Source: RefSeq, a predicted model, not a curated record
AUGGACUUCAAUACAGCUUUGACUAAUUUAGCACGUUUCAAAGACGCCAUGGGAGGGCCGCGUAAGGAGCUUAUGAAUAUUGACGACUUACAGGUCAUUAUUGAACAGAGUGGCGUAACACCCGGUCCAGCAGAAGCUGAAUUACAAGCCAACUUCAACGUAUUUUACCAACAAGUUGAUCGGAAAAACCAACCCGUUUUUGGCCAAUUUGUUACUCAUAUUUGCAAUGUUGCCCAGUUUACCAAAGCACCUUACCCAAUCGAUCCGACUUCAGAAAUUGGGCAACAAUUGAGAAAGGUUAUAAGCUGCAUUCACGAUUAUUUAAAUUUCGAUGAUCCCAAAACUAUGAAAUUAGCCAGAAAUAUCUUUCAGAUGCUGUUGUUUUUCUACUUGGAUAUCAAUCCAGGCAAUGCUGCAUCAUGGGUUCCGUUUACAUAA